AGAUCUGGCUCCCAGAUGUUGCAGCGGGAUCGAGCCAGCUGCAGAGCCAGCCUGGAGUGUGUGAGCCGGGAAUAUUUACAGCCCCUCGCUGCCCGGGAGAUGAUUGCACUGCUUUUCUUCUCUGCCCUGCUGUGGGACAAGGCUCGAGCGUGGGGCUUCAAGGAUGGGGUGCUGCACAACUCCAUUUGGUUAGAGCGAGCAGCCGGCGUGUAUCACCGGGAGGCGCGCGCCGGCAAGUACCGCCUCACCUACGCCGAGGCCAAGGCCGUGUGCGAGUACGAGGGAGGACACCUGGCCACGUACCAACAGCUGGAGGCCGCUCGGAAAAUAGGUUUCCACGUGUGUGCGGCUGGCUGGAUGGCAAAGGGCAGAGUUGGUUAUCCCAUUGUAAAAGCUGGAGCCAACUGUGGCUUUGGCAAGACUGGAAUUGUGGACUAUGGAAUUCGCCUCAACAGGAGCGAGAGGUGGGAUGCCUACUGCUACAACCCCAACGGAAAAGAGUGUGGUGGAGUCUUCACGGAUUCCAAACAUGUUUUCAAGUCCCCAGGCUACCCAAACGAGUAUGAAAAUGAUCAGAUUUGCUACUGGCACAUCCGAGUCAAGUACGGCCAGAGGAUCCACCUGCAGUUCCUGGAGUUUGAUGUGGAGGAUGACACUGCCUGUCUGGCUGAUUUCCUGGAAAUCUAUGACAGCUACGAUGACAUCAAUGGAUUUGUGGGCAGGUUUUGUGGAGAUGAGUUGCCAGAUGACAUCAUUAGCACAGGCAAUGUCAUGACCCUGAAGUUCCUGACGGAUGCCUCGGUGACUGCUGGUGGCUUCCAGAUCAGGUACACCACCGUGGACAUGCCUUCCAAGGCAGGGGAUGGCAAGAAUGCAACGUCCCAAGGAAAAACAAACUUCUUAUCCGGAAAAUUUGGUAUUAUGUGAGCAGAGUAGCCAGACACAGAAACAUGUUCUAGAGUGAACCCAAUUCAGAUAUUUGUGUCUUCAGAUGAGACUUUUUUUUUCAUCUCUUUCUGAAUUUUUCUCUCCGGCUUUUCAAUAAGUUUUGUUAAUAAACUACACUAGGGAAUAAAUUAUAAAACGUGCUUACAUGAAUAAUAGGAAACUAUUUUUAGAAUACCAGUACUGUAAAAAUCUGAAGAAUUCAUUGCUACCAAAGACUUAAAAAAAUUAUUUUUCUAUAUAAACUGCUCCUUCUCCUCAUUUCUUGCACCACUUGAACAAACUUUUUGUGUGACUGUUCCAAUUGUUUUUAAACUUAACAGGCUCUUCUCUCCUUAUUUCCCUUGAGUUCCACAUAUUUAUUUUUUAGGCAGUUGCCUUUUUUCCUGUUCUCUACACAUUAUUAUUUUUUUUUUAAUUAACUGAUUUUCUUGAACUCUAAGGGUCUUUAGAGUCAGCUGAUUUUUAAGACACAUAAAUUCAUCUUGUGGAUGGCCUGGGAGCCACCCACGUGAAGACUGGGAAGCAGCACGAAGAGCACGGGAUCAAUUGGAUCCACACUUUAGUUUUAUUGCCAGAUCAAUCAGAAACUGGCCGAUGGAUUCUGUCAGGGUUUCCUCAUUCAGAGAAGAGUUGUUGAAGUCCUUUCACUUCUCUGAGUCCACUUAGUAAAGAAUUAAACGGAUGGCUUCGUAAUGAGAAUAAAACUGGUGAGAUGAAGCAUCAGGAGAAACUUCUCAGCGAGCACCAGCACGUUCAGAAGACACUGUCGAGGUGUUGCACGUUGUUUACACGGGUUUAAGACUGUUCUAGUUUAAAUUGCUGAACUUAAGUCCUUCUCCAUAUGUUUUUAACUGAAGCAGCAUUAAAGCUACCUCUGUUUUAAUCACA
Molecule: messenger RNA, 1836 nt
Organism: Corvus hawaiiensis (hawaiian crow)
Lineage: Eukaryota; Metazoa; Chordata; Aves; Passeriformes; Corvidae
Gene: TNFAIP6
Product: TNF alpha induced protein 6
Exons: 6
Coding region: 16-927 (303 amino acids)
Biological process (GO): cell adhesion; negative regulation of inflammatory response
Molecular function (GO): hyaluronic acid binding
Source: RefSeq, a predicted model, not a curated record